GGACGUGAUUGCCUGUUUACUCAAACGCCUACCCUAGGUACCUAGGUAGCAUAUAAAUGUAAUUAACCUUUUCGUUUAUCCUUGGCCAUCUCGUACCUUCCAUCACCAUCGUAUAGUUAUCUUCUUCUAGUCGGAAAGGGGGAAAGAACAUAAAUUCACCUGUUCCCUUACCCAAACCAUCGUAUCCCAGUGUCAUCUUUCCACCAAACCAUCACCACCUAAUCCAUAGGCAGAAAAAGGACACACUGUUCUUCUACCUUUGCAUUGCACGAUCACUAUAUAUCCCUAUAAUCUAAACCUAGUCUCUCUGUCCUACUCUACACAGUCAACCCCAUUCAACCAGAGUCACAAUGAAGUGGCUUGACAGCCUUCUCCCUCUUGGUAUCCUUACCUCUUUCGUUUCCGCUGCCCCCAUUGUGGAGCGACAGCUCGACCUAUAUGAACUCCAGAUUUCUUGCCCCGCCAACAAAAAACUCGACGGCCGCUUCAUUGGCUUAAAAAACAACACACUUGGUGUCUUCGAUCGAGAUGAUGUCUCGCCCGUCAAGGUCUACACUGUGGAUAGUGAAAAGGAGGGCUGCAAUGAGCUCCACACGUACCCGGUGGGCAUUGUUGACCACUCCAUAGGUCUCUUAGGCCCGCCUGAUCUGUUGACUCUCGUCGAUAUGAUGAACCCGCGCUCUAUCAACCCCGGUGACGGGGAUAUUGCCCAAUGGGACACUUUCCAGCUUUCAGACGGCAAGCUUACCAAUGAUGCUGAAGGCCAAUGGCUAGCAUUCCCGAGUGGUGGCGAUGCUUGGAAGGUCAAAUGGACUGAUGGCUUGGCUGUUGUCACUACCGACUUUAUGGUUGUUGACGUUCUACUCAAGAGUGCUGGCGAGGGUCGCUAUAACGGAGACUGAAAUGGUGGACCCGCGAUAUAGGAUGGGAACCAAGGGUAAAUAAAAGGAAUAUGAUGUAUUAGGUGGGCAGGUAUCGUAUAUAAGGCUCCACGUGUGUAACUCGUAUACAUCCCAGCCACACAUAUUCUAACAAUAUUGAGGCCGCGUAAAACCGCCG
Molecule: messenger RNA, 1059 nt
Organism: Daldinia caldariorum
Lineage: Eukaryota; Fungi; Ascomycota; Sordariomycetes; Xylariales; Hypoxylaceae
Exons: 3
Coding region: 351-902 (183 amino acids)
Source: RefSeq, a predicted model, not a curated record